This is a messenger RNA of Synchiropus splendidus (mandarinfish), 4005 nucleotides long. It is a transcript of the gene chrna11, whose product is annotated as cholinergic receptor, nicotinic, alpha 11. Gene Ontology annotation, cellular component: neuron projection; synapse; postsynaptic membrane. Gene Ontology annotation, biological process: chemical synaptic transmission; monoatomic ion transmembrane transport; nervous system process. The record is from RefSeq and is a predicted model, not a curated record. Lineage: Eukaryota; Metazoa; Chordata; Actinopteri; Syngnathiformes; Callionymidae. The transcript has 10 exons. Gene Ontology annotation, molecular function: acetylcholine-gated monoatomic cation-selective channel activity; transmembrane signaling receptor activity. Bases 136 to 1857 code for a protein of 573 amino acids.
ACUGAUGCUUGGUGGAUGCAGAGCAGGGGAUUUCCACCAUCUUCCUGAUUCUUUCUUCCUCCUCAACCUUCAUCCUCCUCCUCUUUAAACAGCUGGAGCGUCUCCUCUUGUGCCUCGCCGCUUCUCAACACCAGGAUGUGGAACUCAGCUGCUUUGCUUCUCACUGGUUUUUCAGCGCUGAUCCACGUGUCGCUUCAGGGUCCACACCAGCGGAACCUGCUGAAGAACCUUCUGAAAGACUACAACCGGAUGGAGCGGCCGGUGGGAAACGACUCGCACCCGAUCACUGUCAUCUUUACUCUCAGCUUGAUACAGAUCAUGGAUGUGGAUGAAAAGAACCAAGUUCUCACCUCGAACAUGUGGCUGCGCAUGAGCUGGUAUGAUCAUUAUCUCCAGUGGAACCAGACUGAACACCCUGGAGUGAAAAACCUUCGAUUUACAACUGACCAAAUCUGGACACCAGACAUUCUUCUCUAUAACAGUGCAGAUGACGACUUUGACUCCACAUUUAAGACCAAUGUUCUGGUCAACUCCAGUGGCUAUGCUGAAUAUCAACCUCCAGGGAUCUUCAUGAGCACCUGCAAUGUGGACGUUCGCUGGUUUCCCUUCGACAUCCAGCGGUGUAAGCUGAAGUUUGGCUCAUGGACGUACGACGGCUGGUUGCUGGACCUACAGGUGAAUGAUGCCGACAUUUCGGGCUACAUGGCCAACGGAGAAUGGGACCUCAUUGGGGUUCCUGGCACCCGGAAUGAGUUAUUCUACGACUGCUGUAAGGAGCCUUAUCCGGAUGCCACUUACAUUGUUACGAUACGACGACGAACUCUCUACUACGCGUUGAAUCUGCUCAUCCCUUGUGUGCUGCUGUCUUCAAUGACCCUGCUCAUCUUUGUGCUGCCGGCAGACUCUGGGGAGAAGAUCUCACUGGGUAUCACCGUCUUACUUUCGCUCACAGUUUUCAUGCUGCUUGUGGCCGAAAUCAUGCCGGCAACUUCUGAUUCUGUGCCUCUCAUAGGCCAAUACUUUGCCAGCAUCAUGAUCAUUGUUGGGAUGUCUGUCGUUGCUACAGUGGUGGUUCUACAGUACCAUCACCAUGAUCCAAACGGAGGACACAUGCCAAAAUGGGUGCGACUGGUCCUUCUUCAGUGGGUGGCCUGGUUUUUACGUAUGAAGCGACCUGGAGAGAACGACAACCCAGAGCGGCCGCCCUGUGCUCCACACCUGCGACGCUGCUCUUCGGGAUCCCACAGUGGAAGCAUCCCCAACCCUCCUGACCCCACUCUCCAUCCACUGCACCCACAGAACUUGGCUCCAAUUCAAACAGGACCGCUUCAUGGAGGACACCCUCACCUCCACACGCAAUCUAGCGCAAACAACAAUGGGAACCUCAUUUACAUGGGCUUCCAAAGUAUGGAGGAGUCGUCCGUACACUCAGAACCUGUCCAGAGGAAUAACAUCUCUGCCGGACCUCCUAGAGUGGCAGGGAGCCCGCCUCCGCACCUCCCAUCUCAGUUUUGUAGUUCCCCACCCCCACCCACCCCUAAUGCAGACACUGUGGGUUGUCCAAGCACUGUAUCGAGUGGAGGGGGCUUCGGAGGUGGAGCAGGGCUGGGAGGAUGUUCUUCAGCUGGAAUCGGAGACCCCCAGCUUCAAGCCAUCUUAGAAGAAGUGCGCUACAUGGCAGACCGCUUCAGGGAGCAGGAUGAGACUGAAAGCAUGGCUGAUCAGUGGAAGUUUGCCGGUGCUGUCAUCGACCGCUUGUGUCUGGUGGCGUUCAGUGUUUUCAACAUAAUAUGCACCAUCUCCAUCUUGAUGUCCGCUCCAAACUUUGUGGAAGCUAUUUCUAAAGACUUUGUUUGAAAUCCAAGAACAGGGAAAAGGGUACGAGACGCAUGAAAGAACGGUGGAAUAUCGGAUGAAGGCUAGUGUGGGCAGUGUUCCAGGAAAACACAAUUUUCUGGGGACUAAAGGUACUGUGAUUUGUGACCUCGAGGAGCUAGGAAAUGGAAAAACAAAUUGUUUUCUUUGUGAUAUGUCGUGUUUCGUCAGAUGUGUGGGAGAAUCGGAGCUGAGUUAAUACAAAGUUGCUUAUUGGUUUCUUGACGCAGCAAAAUGGAUUGAGAUUAAUAACGAAACUGAGAAGAGGCAGGAGGAAAGUAAAUGAAAGUGAAAAUAAAAAUCGAAUGCAACUUUGACAAAGUCUUACAAGGGAAACUGACUAUCAGGAGGAAAAGGAAAGGCAGAUAGAUUGAACCUGAUAAGUAAGAGAUGUUUCUCUGCCUUUUUGCUACUUAUUUUCCCAAAGACGGAAGACAGCCCUUCACUCCCACGCGUUGGAAAAAAAAGUAGAUCUUUUAAAAAGAUGUGUCGAGGAGCAGGCGGGUAAAGAAGAAUAACAUUGCGCAAGGACAGAGAACAAAGAACAGCGGUAAAGGAAAAAGACUUUAUCCCUUGCGACACCGGCAGACUGAGGCAGAGUUUCUAGUUUGAUGUCGAUACACACACUGUGGACGAAAGAUCAAGAACAUGACGGGACAGACGAACACCAGGAGCUCAUCUUGGAUUUAAUCUCAUCUGUCUAAUGACCGUCACGUUGGACGUCCUCAGUUUAUCCUUAGAAUGAAACAUCAUUAGAAAAAGAUGAAGUUAUUACCGGAGCGAAUUCCCACGGCCUUAUCUUUGGGGGCACAAUUACCAAUCUUCAGCAAUCUGCAGAGAUCAAAAGCUCCUUCACAGAGGGCACACUGAGCGACGCUCAUAUCAGCAAAAUAGAGGCAGGUAGUCGGGGCAGAGUGGAGCCCAGGCAUAACAAUCUCUCCUUUAGAAGCAACCUAAAUGUCACUAAUGGUUUCCACAACAGACACACAAGUCAAAUUGGACUUGACUUCAGUAUUUAAGGGUGGCUUUCGGAGGCUCGAGCUGUGUUUCAAUGAAAAGUGUCAUCCUCUCUUUCUGAUUUUAUUUAUGUAUUUAUUUUGUAUCAAAAGAAACAAUUUAAUAUUGACUAUAAUAUUGAUGCAUUUCACACAGCAAAACAAAUAAUGAAAAUUGAUGAAUAAAAAAAACUGCCUUAAGGUAUUUGCAUUAGUUUCAGACAAGGUUAAAUGUGUUUCUAAAUUUCAGGGCCACGACUGAGGAGAACAGAUUACAAUUGGUGUUGGCUAAAGAAGACACAGAAGAUUAAAAAGCAUCAGGGAGAGGAUUUUAAACAACACUGCUGGACUCAGAUGUAUUGGAAUCUGCUCCAACAUGUGCUACAUGAGGGUUUAAAACCAAUGGUGACUCUUUGAAUUUGGAAUGUUGUCAGUACGAAACAACCCAGCAACUGAUGAUAUGUGACCAUCAUUCAUAAUACUUCACAACAAUGUUGCAAAUGCAUCUUUAAAGUACAGAAUAUUCCUAUCUGAACAUAUUAAUGCUUUCCAUUAGACCUCUUGUUUGGCAGGUACCUAUGCACUGACUAUGCUCCUUUUAUGUUAGAAUUCAAAAAUUAAUCAAAACGAGUAUUCAUCUGCGUGAAGCCUGAGAUUAAGAGAUCACAGUAUUGUGUGUGCAAGCGUUACACAUUGUGGAAAAGCGGCGAAUGAGGCAAUACAAAUUAGUUCCAAGGACAGGUAUUAAAGUAUUUCAAACUUUGAAGAGUCUCAUCUACACAAAUGGCAUCCAGAUACCCCCCACCUACGUUACGUACAGAAACGUAGGUGGGGGGUAUUCGUAGGUAUAGGUAUUCUGUUAAGGAUUCUGCUGUCAGAUGAUUUUUCUGGAACAAUUACCUGGAUCUUAUUUUUGAGUUUAUGUUUUGGACUAACUCACCGUUUCAAUCACUAUACACUACAACACCAUCAUCAGCAGCAGUUGUUUCAUGUUAAAAAACAACAUGUAACUGCUACUCGACAUGAAAUCUGGACACUGAGUUCUGGAACCUUGACGGGGGCACAACAAUGACAUGAUGACUGAGGUUAUGAAAAGGCAUUGUGUCAUUUAUGUUUUUUGUAUUUUCUCACUGUG